Molecule: messenger RNA, 1119 nt
Organism: Solanum lycopersicum (tomato)
Lineage: Eukaryota; Viridiplantae; Streptophyta; Magnoliopsida; Solanales; Solanaceae
Source: RefSeq, a predicted model, not a curated record
GAAAAAAUCAAACAAAUUUAACUUCGAACACCAAAUAUGUAAAGUAAAAGAAAAUAACUAGAAGAGAUAUAAUCACCAUACCAUAUAAAAACUAGAAAGAAACAUAUCAAAGUAACAAAACCACACCUUCUCUAUCUUCUCCAUUACUCCAACAAACAAAGCUAAAACCAGAAGAAGAAAAAAAAUCAUAAGAAGAUGAAAAGUUUAUUUUCAAAACCCAUUUCAAGUCCAGGUAGAACAGAAAAAUUUCCUCCGCCAUUAAUGAGAUUCUUAAGAAGCAACGUCGGAAGCAAAAGCAACAGAGCAAGAGCACAAGCUAGCCCUAUGUUUCUGCGCAAAAACAAAAACAACAUCGCCAUUGAAAAAACUCAAGAACCUUCUUCCCCAAAAGUCACUUGUAUAGGUCAAGUCCGUGUUCGCAGAUCCUCGAAUAAAACCACGAAAAAACGAAAACGUAUAGAACAGAAGAAAACCCAGAAGAAAUGCUGUAAAUUACAGUUACACAAACCCAUUUCAAAUUUGAAGAAAUGGGUGUGUUGUUUUCCGUUUGGGUAUUGUGUAAAACAAGUCGAAUCAGCUCAAAAGGUUACCAUCGACGCACAAAUCAUCGCAAUUUCUGAAUCAGAAAAAAAUAAAGAUGAUUACGCUGGGUGUAACGUCAAUCCACCGGUAAAUGCAUUGAUUUUGACUCGAUGUAGAUCAGCACCAUAUAGAUCUUCAUCAUUAGCUAGUAAAUUUUGGGGUUCUCCAUUGAACAAUCAAAAUCCCCAAACAAAUAAUAUUCGAGAACCGGAGGAGGAGGAAGAAGAACCUCAACCUCCUCCUCCUUCGGUUCUCGAAAAAUGGGAUUUAGGAUCGAGAAAAAGCCAUGGAAAUGAAGAAAUGCAGAGCUCCAUUAAUGGAGAAAGUAGUAAAGGUUGUGUUCAUCCAUUACUUCUUACAAGAUGUAAAUCAGAACCAUCAACAACAGGUGAAAGGCUUAAUCCAACAAGGUUUAGUGAUACUAAUCCUCUAAGUUGAUUUUUUUUUUUUUUUGGAAUUUUUCAUAUUAUUAUUAUUGCAAUAUACUUGUACUAUUUUUGUUUACAAGAAAUAUAACUAAAACUUGUUUUUAUUGUA